AUUAUGACAUCCGGAAGCGCACAGCUGCAGAUGCACCGGGUGCAAGAAUGAGUUUCCCAAUUGUUGGUCCAUUUCCGACCUCGUCGUCGGAGGGGGAGAAAGAGAGAAAGAGGACUAUCUACUUCGUCUGCUCUCCUCCGUUUUCUCAGCCAUUUUCGCUCUACGUUCUUACUCCUCGAUCCCUCAGCACUACUACAUAUAAACGUGAGAGAAUAUCAUAAAAAUUAGAAGAGCCGAGAGCCGAGAGCCGAGAGAGAGAGAGGUUUUUCUUCUCCUAGCCGGUUCUUCUCUGCUCUCCUCUACCCCUCUCUCUCGCUUUCUCUGUUUCUUUACUCCCCAAUCCUCUUUAGAGGGAGAUAGCGCGCGCGAUCCGUGUGUCUGUGUGUACCUUCGCUGGACCGAAAAUGGCGAAAUCCUUUCGCCAGUAGUUAAAAGCGGCACCUUAAUUCGCUCGGCUCCAAAUUAAAGAUGGCACCUCUACUGCCGCCGACGCUGCUGCUAGUCCUCCGGCUCCUAGUCCUCCUCUUGUUCUCCAACGCGGGCGGCGCCGGCGCCAUCCCUUUGGGAUCCGUGCUCACCCCGUCCAAUUCGUCGUCGUCGUCGUCGUCGUCCUGGUCGUCCCCGAACGGCACGUUCUCCGUCCGCUUCGUGCCCUCGCCGUCCCACCCCUCCCUCUUCCUGGCGUCCAUCGUCUUCUCGGGCGGCCUCCCCGUCUGGUCCGCCGGCGGCGCCUCCGCCGCCGUCGACUCGUCCGCGUCCCUCAGCCUCCUCCCCGACGGCGACCUCCGCCUCCUCAACGGCUCCGGCGCCCUCGUCUGGAGCUCCAACACCUCCUCCCUCAGCGUCUCCUCCGCCGCCCUCCUCGACUCCGGCAACCUCGUCCUGCAGAACGCCUCCGACUCGCCUCUCUGGCAGUCCUUCGAGAACCCCACCGACACCCUCGUCCAGUCCCAGAACUUCACCUCCGCCGCCUCCCUCGUCUCCGGCCCCUACUCCUUCUCCCUCCUCCGCAGCUCCGGCAACCUCACCCUCCGCUGGAACGGCACCGUCGUCUACUUCAACGAGGGCUACAACGCCUCCUUCACCGCCAACCGCACCCUCUCGUCCCCGACCCUCUUCCUGCAGUCCAACGGCAUCCUCUCCCUCGCCGACGCCGCCCUCGGCUCCUCCCCCGUCGUCGUCGCCUACAGCAGCAACUACGGCGAGAGCGGCAUCACGCUCCGCUUCGUCCGCCUCGACCCGGACGGCAACCUCCGCGUCUACAGCGUCUCCGGCGGCAGCUCCGCCCCCACCGAGCAGUGGUCCGCCGUCGCCGACCAGUGCGAGGUCUUCGCCUACUGCGGCAACAUGGGCGUCUGCUCCGCGGACCCCGCCGACCCCCGCCAGGGCUGCCGGCCCCGCACCCCGCUCGAUGACUGCCGGGCCAACUGGACGAUGCUGGAGCUGGAGAACACCCGCUUCCUGACCUACCCGCCCGACGUCGCCACCGAGCAGUUCUUCAUCGGGAUCACGGCGUGCCGCCAGAACUGCCUCUCCGGCCAGUCCUGCCUCGCGUCCACCGCCCUCGCCGACGGCUCCGGCUUCUGCUACAUCGUCGUCGACUUCGUCAGCGGCUACCACUCCGCCGCCCUCCCCAGCACCUCCUACGUCAAGGUCUGCGCCCCCGAGGAGCCCAACCCCCCGCCGGGCGCUCUCGCCGGCGCCCAGCCGGGAACCUCCAAGCUCCGCGCCUGGAUCGUGGUCGUCGCGGUCCUAUGUACUCUGCUGGCGUUGGUGUUCUGCGAGUCCGCCCUGUGGUGGUUCUUCUGCCGGAACAGCCCCAAGUACGGGCCGGCGUCGGCUCAGUACGCCCUCCUCGAAUACGCCUCCGGCGCCCCGGUCCAAUUCUCGUACCGGGAGCUCGACCGGUCCACCAAGGGCUUCAAGGAGAGGCUCGGCGCCGGAGGGUUUGGUUCGGUGUACCGCGGCACCCUCGCGAACCGGACCGUCGUCGCCGUGAAGCAGCUCGAGGGGAUCGAGCAGGGCGAGAAGCAGUUCCGGAUGGAGGUGGCCACCAUCAGCAGCACCCACCACCUGAAUCUCGUCCGCCUCAUCGGCUUCUGCUCGGAGGGGCGGCACCGCCUGCUCGUCUACGAGUUCAUGAAGAACGGCUCGCUCGACCGCUUCAUCUUCUCCGAGCAGCAGUCGUCCUCGUCGUCGUCCUCCUCCUCCUCGGAGAAUCUGCCCUGGAAGACCCGAUUCAGCAUCGCCGUUGGAACGGCCCGCGGGAUCACUUACUUGCACGAGGAGUGCCGCGACUGCAUCAUCCACUGUGAUAUCAAGCCCGAGAACAUCCUUCUCGAUGACAAUUUCAGUGCCAAGGUGUCCGAUUUCGGACUCGCGAAGCUCUUACACCCCAAGGAUCACCGGCACCGGACUCUCACCAGUGUUAGGGGGACCAGGGGCUACUUAGCCCCCGAGUGGCUGGCGAAUCUCCCAAUCACGUCUAAAUCUGAUGUGUAUAGCUACGGAAUGGUGUUGCUCGAGAUCGUAAGUGGGCGAAGGAACUUCGACAUGUCGGAAGAGACUGGAAGGAAGAAAUUCUCAGUGUUCGCGUACGAAGAAUUUGAGAAAGGGAAUUUGAGGAGUGUGCUUGAUAAGAAGAUCUAUAAUGAGGAGAUUGAUAUGGGGCAAGUGGAGAGGGCAGUGAUGACGAGCUUUUGGUGCAUCCAAGAGCAGCCGUCGCUGCGGCCGUCGAUGAGUAGAGUGGUGCAAAUGCUGGAAGGGGUGAUGGAGAUUGAAGUGCCGCCCGCGCCAAAGGUCACGGACAGUUUGAGCCCGAUUCCGUAUUCGUCGAGCUCGGUUCAAGCUGCCGAAGGAUCGUUGUCGAUUUCCAUGAAGAGGAGUGCUGAGAAACCUUCCUUGUCACUUAUCUCUUCAGAACAAUCCUCGGCAUAAAUACAUUCCAGAGGAUGUUAAAAUAUGUCCUCUGUAAGUGUUUACUAGAGCAAAAUUUCUUUGUAUACAUGUUAUAAUUUAUGUUAAUAAAUAUGAGAAUGAGCUUAUAUAUUGGAGCAUUUAGAAAUAGUACAUUCAUCUAAAUUGGAUGAUUUGAAUGUAUACUGGCAAUGGAUAAUUUGAAUGUGUUUUGCCAAGGCCUCAUCCUGUUAAAUCUAUUAGUACCUUAUUUUAUCUUUUUUGUUUCUGUUUUCCCCUAAAAAGGAGUCCUUUGUUUUUCUACUUGCUCUUUGGUUGUUAGGCAGGAUUGAUUACCGCA
This is a messenger RNA of Ananas comosus (pineapple), 3256 nucleotides long. Its product is annotated as G-type lectin S-receptor-like serine/threonine-protein kinase At1g34300. Gene Ontology annotation, biological process: protein phosphorylation. The transcript has a single exon. NCBI's taxonomy places the organism in Eukaryota, Viridiplantae, Streptophyta, Magnoliopsida, Poales, Bromeliaceae. The record is from RefSeq and is a predicted model, not a curated record. The coding region runs from base 469 to 2937 and encodes 822 amino acids. Gene Ontology annotation, molecular function: protein serine/threonine kinase activity; ATP binding.